Molecule: messenger RNA, 468 nt
Organism: Aspergillus niger
Lineage: Eukaryota; Fungi; Ascomycota; Eurotiomycetes; Eurotiales; Aspergillaceae
Exons: 5
Coding region: 1-468 (155 amino acids)
Source: RefSeq, a predicted model, not a curated record
AUGUCCUUUCACCGGAGGACACGUCGUAGACUUUUAAUCGACGAGCUGCUCAAUUGGAGACAGCAGCGAAUGAAAGUGGAUAUGCGGGAAGAUAGUUGGGUGAAAGAAGGCGACGACGGAGAGAAGAAAGAGUGUCCAGAGAAGCUCCGGCCAGCUUUUUGUAUGGCUUGCCAGCGGCAAAGAAAGCGCAGCGGCCAUGCUGGCCUUUUCGCGGGGCUGAGUCAGCGUGCACGGCCACCGCCCGGUGGUUCUGCCGGCGGAAAAAUGGAAGGGGAACUUUGCCUCUUUCGGCACUUGGACAACUGGCCGUUCCGUUCCUUCGGCGCCCUUUGCCGGGAGAUUGACCCUGCUGAGUCCGGGGUUGAUACGGCUGAAUGGGGCCCUUUCUCUCUCUCAGCCACCAAGGGUACCAUUCGAGCAGUAAGAACUACUAGCACACUAGUAGCCAAACAUGAUACUCUUGUAUAA